Molecule: messenger RNA, 1190 nt
Organism: Daktulosphaira vitifoliae (grape phylloxera)
Lineage: Eukaryota; Metazoa; Arthropoda; Insecta; Hemiptera; Phylloxeridae
Product: mitochondrial ornithine transporter 1-like
Exons: 5
Coding region: 104-1039 (311 amino acids)
Biological process (GO): mitochondrial L-ornithine transmembrane transport
Cellular component (GO): mitochondrion
Molecular function (GO): high-affinity L-arginine transmembrane transporter activity; L-ornithine transmembrane transporter activity
Source: RefSeq, a predicted model, not a curated record
UUAUCCGGAUGGACAGCAGGUUAGCAAAUGGAACUAGAUGUUUUUGUAAUUCAAUUUUUUUUUCUGAUAUGUAGGCAUAGUUUCUACUUGUAUUGGCCACCCAAUGGAAACUAUCCGAGUAGUACAACAAGUAAAAAACGUUAGCCCUUUGCCUGCAUUUAGAGAGAUUUAUCGAAAACAUGGUAUUCCAGGUUUUUAUAGAGGCAUGAUGUUUCCUGUAUUAAGCAGUGGAAUUGUAAAUUCUGUAGUGUUUGGAGUUAAUGGGAACACUAUGCGAUUUAUUCAAACCAAUUUUAGGGAAGAUAUAACAGAAAAUGAUAGGUCAGUCCGAUUUUGUUGUAAUGCUGAAAGUCUACAUAAAUAUUGGCAUGUUGACUGUUUUUUAUCGGGAUGUGUUGCGGGAGUUUUCAGUACUUUAAUCAACAUACCAGUGGAAUUAGUAAAAACAGUUCUUCAAGCUUCAAAUAUAUCAUUAUUUGUAACACCUGAUAAAAAAAUGGGACGAAAUAAUCCAACAAGACUUAUUCAGGAAAUAUAUAAAAAAAAUGGUAUACGAGGUCUAUACCGAGGUGGAUUUGUCUUAUUACUUAGGGACGUACCUAGCACAGGAAUUUACAUAUUAUCAUAUGAACAUAUUUGUAGUCUAUUAAGAAACUAUUCAGAUGAAAAACGAAAAAAUGAUACAUUUCCGUGGCAAAUACAAUUAUUUGCUGGAGGCAUGGCUGGAAUAGCUUGCUGGGCAUCAGUUUUACCUUUUGAUGUAAUCAAAACUCAAAGAAUGCUUGAUAGCGUUGAUAAUCCACAAUGUAAAAGCUUUUGGUAUUGUACAAAAAUGAUUUAUAAGAACGGUGGUAUUGCAAGAUUUUAUCAAGGUUUUUGGGUGUUAAGUACAAGAGCUUUUCUUGUCAAUAGUGUUGCGUUUUUUGUUUAUGAAUUUUUAUUAAAAGCUUGUUCAAAUUUCAAUAAAAUGCCAAGUACAUCAACUCAUUUGACUUCUUUAACAAUCAAAACUGAUGAUAAAUAUUCAAAAUGGAAUUAAACAAGAGCAGUGUUUUUUUAUAAUCAGUUUUACGAUAGAUUAAGAUUAUUUUGUACAUAUUUUUUAUAUUUUAAUAUUGUAUGAUUUAUUAAUAUUUUUUGUAUGUCAUAUUUCAUAAGAAUCGAUACAUCAAUUAUAACCCAUUAAAUUA